Manihot esculenta (cassava) is the source of this 1862-nucleotide messenger RNA. RefSeq names its product RING-H2 finger protein ATL3. Bases 517 to 1350 code for a protein of 277 amino acids. The transcript has a single exon. Lineage: Eukaryota; Viridiplantae; Streptophyta; Magnoliopsida; Malpighiales; Euphorbiaceae. The record is from RefSeq and is a predicted model, not a curated record.
AUGCGUCAAGGCCACGAGAAGAGUCAAAAGAAGGAAGGAAAGAAAACCAAGCCAUUGACGGAACGGCGCAGAGUAAAAGAAAGCGACACAAAGGAGGAGCCUUUCAUUGUUUGUUUUAGACCCGAAACUCAUCAUUUUAUUCCCUUCUUCCUCUCACCAGCUCUGAGUCUUAAUUUCCUCAAUUUUGAUUUCGCCAUUCUUAGACAUCAAUCUUAUCCCCUUCUUCCCAUUCCACAACUUAAAUAACAAGCUUUUAUCCUUCUUUUCUUCUUAUACACUUGUAGCUCUUCCUUGAUUAAUCCAUAUCAGUAUUAUAUUUUUGUUUUGCUUCAGCUUUCGUCUGUGAUUCUUUAAAAUCACUGCAAAGCAAAGAUACCUUUUUGGGAUUUGCUACAUUUUUCCACAAUCUCUUGUAAUUAUCCCAUCUGGGUUGUGUUCAUUUGCUCUUUCCUUAUAUACAUUCAAGAAGAUAUCUUUGACUGCGUUUCUUGGAAAUAUCCUUUCUGGGAAUCAGCUAUGGGGGACUUAGACAACUCAGUAACUGUGCAAAUAACUGGCAAGAUCAUGGUGGUUGCCGUAAUCAUUCUAUUUAUGGUGGUAGCUUUUGUUCUCUUGCUUCAUCUCUAUGCAAAAUGGUUUUGGUGGCGCACUGAAGAGCCUGCUCGUCCAGCAUCCUCUCGCCGGAACCGCCGCCGUUUCGUUUUUACCCCUGGUCAGGAUCCAGUCCGGAGAGGGCUAGACCUCUCGGUCCUUAAAUCCCUACCGGUGGUAAUUUUCCAAUCCAAAGACUUCAAAGAUGGGUUGGAAUGUGCAGUUUGCUUAGCUGAAGUUGCAGAGGGGGAAAAAACGAGGUUGCUGCCCAAAUGCAACCAUGGUUUCCAUGUUGAUUGUAUUGAUAUGUGGUUUCAAUCGCACUCCACUUGUCCUCUCUGCAGAAACUCAGUAGCGCCAUUACCCGAAUGCUCCAGCUUCGACAGUAGUGAUUUGCAAGAGAACAUUCAUUCUCCAGAGGAAAUUUUGGCUUCUGGGUAUUCGACAGAAUCUCCAAAUUUUCCCACAAAUGUGUUGUUUUGGGGGGACCAGACUCAAGUAAGCACCGGCGGCAAUGGAGGCGGCGGCUUGGAAGAAGCAACUUCCGCUCAAGCACCUUCUUCGUCUUCUUCCUCCUCUUCUUCUUCCAGGCAAGAUGAGAUGCUGGUUAUUGAUAUUCCUGUGCAAAUGAGUGAUAAUUUUCCUGAGGAAGAAUCCAAGUCGCCAAUGCCUACACAAAGGUUAAGGUCGUUGAAGAGGCUUCUGAGCCGGGAAAAAAGGGUGGCUCCUAGUAGUUCUAGUAGUUCAGUUGAUAUCUAACCAAAGAUGAGAAGACGUGUAUUGUGUAUGUAAAUCUUGAAAAGCAGAAAAAAAAAGGGGUGCCUGUGGAUGACUGAAGAUAUUGCAUUAUCUCGUCAACAUUGGCUAGAUUUGGUUGGAGGUUGAUGAAAAAUCGAGUCCUUUUCAAUAUAAUCCUUAAGAAUUGGUGCUUCUUUAUGGAGGUAAAGAAAACCUCUCUGCUUGAUUUGCUCAGUAUUUGUCUGAUUUUUGAUACUGAGUAGUCUGAAAUGACUUAAGUCUGUUUCACAAGACGUUGCUGGUAAAGCUAUGGUAUGGAAGCAGAGAUUUAGGAACAGAUGUCUGAAAACUGAAAUGAAAAUAUUGUGUGAGAGGGGAAUAGGGUACUAAGCUAGGCAUCCAUCUGCCUCUGAAGAUGUAUUUCUAUAUACAUUCUUGUGUCACUAUUGAUUCCAUUGAAUUCCCAUGGCUUGGAUUUGUUUUAUUUUUUGAACCACAGCAAGUAUUAAAAUAUAUUGGUUCAUUUUCAAACU